GGCUGUCCUGACUCAUGGGUACUAUUAACUUGUUUGCGUUUCUUUUCAACUGGUUUUUCUACUAGGUGAAGUAGCGCCCUAAGACCAGUACUCUCACCUGAAAUACAAUGUAUUACACGUUGCUACAGGUAUGCUUGUGAUUGCUCGCGUGUAAAGAAUACCUAGACUGUAACUUUUGAGAAGGCAGGCGUUUACACAGACGCUUAACAAACAAAACCCCGAAUGCCAUUUCUGACCAAGUUCUCAGUCCUAUUAAGAUGAUGUCAGAGACUUCCCGUACAGAAGAAAAGAAACGCUUCCAAUCAGGCAUUCUACCCCUUCCCAUAGGAGCAAAUCAGCAAUCCUAUAACUGUAUAAUUAUACAGUACAUCUUUCUCAUGAAUAUCACUGAAGCCCACUCUUGCGAUACAUUCCCUUGAUUGUUUUGGCUGUGCGCUGAUUACAGCACAAGGUGAUAGACUGCCCCCAUCCCAUUCCAAAAACCUUAACUGACGAUAGCUGUCACGGUGCCAAUUUGGUGUUAGUUUCUAGCAUCAGGGUACUUUGUGUAGCGUCAACAACAUUAAAUUAUGGCGCCAGUAGACUUGUUUUCAUUUCUGGACUGCUCACAUGACCACAAGAUUUGCUGUGAUCAUUUGCCAGGGAAAAUGUCACUCUCUGUGGACUGGAUACGGCAUCGCUUUGGAAAACUGGCAUCCAGAGAAACCUCUGAAACAAACUCUGAGACAACUCCACUUCUCCGAUCAACCGCCCAAAAAAGAAACUGGAUUUAUCCGUACAACAAACAUAUUGUCUUUCCAAACAAUGGACUCUUUAUCCAAGACUUUAAAAAGUUCACCAGUAAUUAUCCUGGAAAUAAAAUACGGACUACAAAGUAUACUUUGCUCAGCUUUUUACCAAAGAACCUUUUGGAGCAGUUCUACCGGCUUGCAAAUCUUUAUUUCCUUUUCCUGGUGAUUUUGAAUUGGUUCCCCCAGAUGGAAGUUUUCCACAGGGAGAUUACAAUGCUGCCCCUGGUCAUUGUGCUGACUGUAAUUGCUGUGAAAGAUGGGCUGGAAGACUGCAGGAGAUACAGCUUUGAUAGGAAAGUAAACAAUGCAAGAACAAGGGCUUUUGACUGGAAACAUAAGGAUUAUGUAGAGAGAUGCUGGAAAGAUGUGCGGGUUGGAGAUUUUGUGAAGGUGGUUUGCAAUGAGAUAAUCCCAGCUGACAUUCUUCUGCUGCACACCUCUGACGUAAACGGCGUCUGCCACAUCGAGACGGCGAACCUUGAUGGCGAGACCAACCUCAAACAGAGACGGGUAGUGAGAGGCUUCCUGAGUCCGGACUCUCCAUUUGUACCCGAGCAUUUCAACAGCACGAUUGUAUGCGAGAAGCCAAACAAUGACCUCAACAGGUUCAAAGGUUACAUGGAAAAUCCUGACAAGAAGAAAAUUGGUUUUGACAGGAAGAGCCUGCUGUUGCGUGGGUGCACGGUUAGAAACACUGAAGAAGCAGCAGGAAUCGUGGUCUACGCAGGCCCUGAGUCAAAAGCCAUGUUGAAUAACAGUGGCCCUCGGUACAAGCGUAGCAAGCUGGAGAGGAGAAUGAAUAUUGAUGUGUUCUUCUGUGUUGGACUGUUAAUCAUCAUGUGUCUCAUUGGAGCAUUAGGCCACGUGAUUUGGCUUGGGAGCUUUCCAGAUUGGCCUCCUUUUGAAGUGCCAGACGAGAACGGGAAAUUCACUUCCCCAGCUUUAGCUGGGUUUUACAUGUUCUUCACGAUGAUCAUUUUAUUACAGGUCUUGAUUCCAAUCUCUCUCUAUGUGUCCAUUGAACUUGUGAAAGUGGGUCAGGUAUUCUUCCUGAGCAGUGAUAUUGACUUGUAUGAUGAAGAAAUGGACAAGCUCUUGCAGUGCCGGGCUCUGAACAUCACAGAGGACCUGGGGCAGAUCCAGUACAUCUUCUCAGAUAAGACUGGAACCCUUACAGAAAAUAAAAUGGUCUUUCGACGCUGCACUAUCGGAGGCACAGAAUUUUCCCACCAGGAAAAUGCACUGCGGUUAGCUGCCCAUGGAGAUGUGGACUCGGAUGAGGAAGAGGCAGUGGGUCCACAAAGAGGACACCGCUCCAGACUUCAAUUCAACUCCAAGAACAAAAGUACCAGGGCCUUCAGAAGGUGUCAUAGUGCCAAGGCAUAUUAUUAUGGCGGCUAUGGCAGGAAAAAGUCAGAAGCCCGCAGAGACAGCGAAGUGGCUUUCAGUAGUCCUUUGGAAACGGAUGUGACUCCUGAUAAAAAACUAAUGAAGAUUGUGAGGGAGGCUGCCAACCAGAUGGAGAUGUGGUGCGAGGUCAGGUACAGCUCCGACAGUGCCUCCUACUUGGAUUUCUUCCUUGCACUGGCCAUCUGCAACUCAGUGGUGGUUUCCACAGCAACGGAACCAAGAGUUAGGGUAACUGGCCCUUCCCUAUUGAAGCCAUCAAUUAAGUCUCUUGAGAAACUGCAUUCAUUUCUUCAGAAGUUGAAACCGGGUAGAAUCAGUCAAGUCUUGUCAUCCAUUCAGUCCAACUCGGACCAGACUGGCGGAACAAACCAAAUCAGUCCAUCACCUUCGGGCACUUCUGUAGGUGAGAUGAACGUGGCUGGAGAGUGCAGCUCCAGUGUGUCAGGUGGCUUUAAAGACAGUGGUGUGAGCAGCAAAGCAAGCACGGACAGUGGAGAUUACGCAGAGGGGGUGAAAGUGGGAGAUGAGAUAUGCUAUGAAGCAGAGAGCCCAGAUGAGGCCGCGUUGGUCCAUGCAGCCAAGGCCUAUAACUUCACCCUGAUGUCCAGAACCCCAGACCAUGUGACCGUACGGCUUCCUCAAGGUGUAUUGUUGACUUUUGAGGUCCUGCACACGUUGUCUUUUGACUCAACCAGAAAGAGAAUGUCAGUGCUGGUCAGACACCCUAUCACAAGGGAGAUCAUUGUGUACACGAAAGGAGCUGACUCGGCAAUAAUGGAUUUACUGGAAAACCCAUCACAAGAAAACAGGAAAGAGAACAAAAUAACUAAAAAUGCUUCAAAGACACUAAAGCACCUGAACUGGUAUGCCAAAGAUGGAUUAAGAACUCUGUGUAUUGCUAAAAAGGUUUUGAGUGAGAAGUCAUAUGAACAAUGGUCCAACAUAAGACUUGAAGCUGAAGCAGCAAUUGAGAACAGAGAUGAAUUGCUAAUGGAGACCGCUUUGAACUUAGAAACCAACCUUACACUUCUUGGUGCUACUGGUAUUGAAGAUCGUCUGCAAGAAGGAGUGCCAGAUACCAUUGAAGCUCUCCGUGAAGCUGGCAUUCAGAUCUGGGUGUUGACUGGUGAUAAACAGGAGACUGCGGUUAACAUUGCAUAUUCCUGUAAACUGCUGGACCAGAGGGAUACUGUCUUUACUAUCAAUACUGACAGCAAGGAAACCUGUGAAUCUAUCCUUGACUACACUAUAGAGGAAGUGAAAAGGUAUGCUGCCGUCAAAAACACUCGCACCAAGUUAUUUAAAGUACCGGUAGACGAUGGCACUGUCUAUCCCUUAGAGGGAGCUGGUCCCACAUUCGGCCUGGUGAUUGACGGGAAUACUCUCAGCCUUGUCUUUGAGGGGAACCUGAAGAUGAAGUUUCUGGAAUUGGCGAAGCACUGUCGAUCCGUGCUCUGCUGUCGUUCCACGCCACUGCAGAAAAGCACAGUGGUAAAAUUAGUGCGGGACAAGCUGAAAGUUAUGACCCUCUCAAUAGGUGAUGGUGCUAAUGAUGUCAACAUGAUUCAAGCAGCUGAUGUUGGAAUUGGGAUCUCUGGUCAGGAGGGAAUGCAGGCAGUAAUGGCCAGUGAUUUUGCAAUCUCUCAUUUCAAACACCUGAAGAAGCUGUUGCUAGUUCAUGGUCAUUGGUGCUACACUAGGCUGUCCAAUAUGAUCAUCUACUUCUUCUAUAAGAAUGUGGCGUAUGUGAAUCUUCUAUUCUGGUAUCAAUUCUUCUGUGGAUUCUCGGGAGCAUCCAUGAUUGACUACUGGCUAAUGAUAUUCUUCAACCUUUUUUUCACAUCGCUGCCCCCUAUCAUUUUUGGCAUCAUGGAUAAAGACAUUUCUGCUGAAACGCUACUGGGCUUACCAGAACUCUAUAAAAGUGGCCAAAACUCAGAAGGGUACAAAUGGUCUACAUUUUGGAUAGCCAUGCUGGAUGCCUUUUAUCAAAGUCUUAUUUGUUUCUUUGUUCCAUACCUUACAUACCAAGGUUCUGAUAUUGACAUAUUUUCCUUUGGGACUCCCAUUAACACUCUGGCCUUGUUUACUAUCCUUCUACACCUGGCCAUUGAAAUCAAAACCUGGACCGUAGUUCACUGGGUUACAAUGAUUGGAAGUGUCAUAUUCUACUUCAUAGUGGCUAUUGUUUUUAGUGCCACCUGCAUUUCUUGUAACCAUCCUUCUAACCCUUAUUGGAUUAUGGAACGAGAAAUGGCUGAUCCUGUCUUCUACUUAGUUUGCAUCAUAACCCCAGUGCUUGCACUGUUACCAAGAUAUUUAAUUCGCGUCAUACAAGGAACCUUUGUCCUGUGUCCUCUCCUGAAAGCUCGGCAGCUCGAUAAACUAGACAAAGAACAAAGAGAUGAGGAGAUCAGUGAAUGGAGGGAGAGAACACGAUCGAGAGAAGCUACUGUGCCACUUUCAAAUUUGUCACCACCAACAUCACCAACAUCACCAGGCAACUCUGGACAUCCUUUAGGAAGGACAUUGACCUUCGAGGCACCUUUAAAUGUAGACCUAGGCAAUGAUGGAACAACACCUCCUGGGAGGUCUAUGCUGAAUGGAACUGUAACUGAAAACAUAUAUACCUCUAUACCAGUCUCAUCUGCUGACAGGACUGGAGACGGUGGUAAGAAAGCAGAGGAUGACAGUGAUGCUUUUUGUGCAGGCCAUCAGCGAUCCUUUAGCAUAAUGACCAUUUGAAAACCAAGCGUCCUGAGGAUCUGAUUUGAAAAUGACAUAUAUAUUUGCCAAUAGGCAAAACAAUAUCAAUAAUCUUGUUCAUUGGUUCUAUAUUAAUCCCAUAUUGGGAAAUAGAAUUUGUUUGUUUUCCCCCCAAAGGUUUACUGAAGAAGUAUCUUCAUGUUUACAUUUUUUUUAUUUAAAAGAAGUGGUAAAGUAUCUUUUUUUUUACAUUUGCUUUUAUAAGUAAACAUCUCAAAAUGCCUGCUUGUGUAAUAUUAUGGUGAUACAAUAAUGUACUGUUCAGAUUAUGGCAAAGGAAUUUAUAAACUGAAGCGGUACAUACCUCAACAUUGGCAGAAUGUUAAAAAGACCAUUUAAAUUCAGUAUACUGUACUCUCUUUGACUGUUUAAUUGCUUUCCAUUGCCUUCACAUGAGCCAACUAAUCCAGAACUUGGAGUGCAGGAAGAAAAAAAAAAACUACUGUAUUCGUGCAUUGAAUUACAUUUGAUCUGAGUGCACAUAAACCAAGCAUGGCCUGGGUGUUUUAUAUAGAGAGUAAAGAAUAAGCAUGUGCAUUGCUGAUAUUGGAUUGUAGUACUUUUUAAUUGUGCUCUGCUUACCGUAACACACGUGUGAAGGAUUUUUUAAAAAUAAUUUGGUAUCAAAACUACCUCUGUGGAUAGGAUCGCAUAAUUCAGGAGUCAGGUGAUUUCUGAUCCCUGAUUCACCUCUUGUGUGGAGGGCGAGCACUAGAGAGUCUGUCUUGAGUACGCUCUCACUACUGUAUUGAAGCCCUGUGUGAAAGCAAUAUAACUCUACUGUGAUAACUACAUGGGUCAUUCAGAGAAGAGAUUGCACCAAGAUGCAUUUCUUUAGUGCAGAAUUGAUCCCGAUUUCAGUGAAAACUAAUGUGAAUUUUACAUGUGUGUAUUGUGACCAAUUCAUACCUGAAAUAUUUGUAUUGGAUCAACCUCUUUCAUAACAUGUAUUUUCCUUUUGCUGUAUACAAAUGAGAGAUAGACAAAUGGGCAAGGGCUACAAAACUGGAUUACCAGAGGUUACUGUAAAAACCAGUUACAAAAUAUGUAGAUAUCCAGUUUGGCACAGGUCCACAUCACAGCCUUAUUGAUAUAGAACAUGUAAGGACAUUGCAAAGAGUGAAGAAGAUACAAAGCACAUAUUUUCCUGGAAGGAUCUCAGUUUUGUGAGUUUAUUAACAGUUUUUAUGAUGUAAUAAAACAGUCACAGAUAAGUAUUGGCACCCUAGUCUUAUUCUAUCAUAAGUCAAGGUAACAGAUUAAGAACAAGCAUUAAACUAUCAACUUUAAAACCAAAAUUCACAAUUUCUAGUAAUGCAACAACAAAUCUUAUCAAAAAACAAACAUAUUUCAUUUAAAUAUUCGUUCAUGACAGUUGGCCCCCCAGCUUUAGUAUUUUGUGUGUUCUCAUUUUGCUUUUAUUACGGUUUGCUGAUAUUUAUGAUCAUUCUUAACGAGUAUCUCACAUCUUGUUGGUGAAAUCUGGGUCCAGUCUGUUUUGCAUGUUUAAACAGAUUGGAUACACAAUGUUUGGCUGCAGCUUUUUUCAGAUCAGUCCAAAGCAUUUCUAUUGGAUGGAGAUCUGGUGAUUGCAAAGGACAUUCCAGAACUUUUAUCUUCAUUUUUUUCAAGAAUUCCAGAAUUGCUUUGGGUUGCUAUCGUGUUGGAAGAUAAACUGUCAGCCAAUCAGCCUACAAGCAGAUGGUAUCAUUGUACUUUGUAGAAUGUUUUGAUACAUGGCUGCAUUCAAUCAAUCUUCAAUCACAUGAAUGUUUCCAGUCCCUGAACUGUUGAAACACCCUCGUGUCAUGAUUGAGUUAUUAUCAUUCUAUUACAUUUUUACAUACUUUUAAUGUAAAGGUGCCAAUACUUUUAUCAUGAACAAAUAUUUGAAAUUGUUUAAGCUUUAUUUUAUAAAUAUUGGUUGUUAAACUACCAGAAUUUGUGUAAUUUGGUCUUGGUCACAUUAAUUAGUGGCUAAUGUUCACUAAAUGCUUGUAUUUAAUUAUCUUAUAUUAAGUGUAGGGUGCCAGUACGUUUGUCUGCGACUGUAUAUAAGCGUCUUGAAUUGUUUGAAAUUCUAUUGACACUAAGGUCAGUUUGUAAUGGAGUAUUUUGAAUGAGUAGAUUUAAAGUCUGUGGUAGAUGUAGCAAUUUGAAUAUGUCUGGGAAGAAUGGCAUAUUUUGGCAAUAUAUUUACAUUGCAAGGUUUCACCAUUCUGUGGCCCCAGCAGAUUGCAAAACCUUUUAAAUGAUAAGAAUUUCAAAAUUAUUUGCUCAGGAACUUAAUGCUGGUGACAUUCUGUACAGAACACUUCAUAAUAUAGUUCUAAGAAUGAAGUGCAAAACUUGAAAUCUGUUCUCUGAAGAAAAUGUAUCAGGUGACGUCUUCCGUCUGCUCAUUUCACAGAUAUCUAAUGAUCGUGGGAGCACAGUUCUUGCAAUUUUUACAGUAUUGUAUCUGUUUUGUACUGUAAAGAUUUAUGAAGUUACUGCUGUAUACCCUAAUAAGAAGACUACCUAAGGCAGUUUUUUGUGAUUGCUCAUUGCUUUGUAGUUUUUACAAAUAACAGCAUGAACAAAGAAAAAUAUAUUCUGCUUGGGUCUAUCCCAGAACAAAAAAGGAGAGAAUGAGAUUUUCUUUAUUGCCAAGUUGAAAAUAUAUGAGAAAUCUGAGUGUGUUUGCUUGUCAAAUGGAGGUGUACAACUAAUACCAUAUUUAAGAACAAUUUGUUUGUUUAAGUUACUGCUUAACCAUUGCAGAACAUUACAAAUGCAACUUUACAGUAUAAUGGACCCUCUCUUGCAGUUUAUCCAAUACUGGGUACUUCUGAGCACUGUUUUGAUAAACUUAGAAGUAAUUCCACAUUGACUAAAUGUAUAUAGCACACACACAUGUCCCUUACAUUUGUAAAAGAGUGUGUGGUCUUAUCAUGUAGAACAUUCUUCCAGCUCAGAAAAAAAUAAGAUGUUCCCAAUAGCAUCCAACAAGCCAUUCAAGUUGGCAGUGCUUUUGGGUUGAUUUCUAAUAUUUUCAAUUUGUCAAUGGUCAUUGCUAUCUGAUGGCGUGAAUAAUCAUUGAUGAAAAUUGCAUAUUGGAUGAUACUAGAUGCUAUGGAUGAGAUUGGACUUUUUUUGGAGAUUAGCAGUGAUGCCAACCUGAAUUAUACACGCGGUUAAUUCGUUUCAUACAGAUCGAUAGCAGUCAGCUUUCCAAGAUUCAACCCUGCCUUCUUACAUUGCAAAUGCUCUGUUCAAUCAACGCUGUCUGAUAAAAAUCGGUCUCCAUGUAUUGCUUUGUAACCAGAAUAGACAGUCUUUCCUUAAUCUCUCCAUUAAGACAGCCAAAUCAAUACAUCAUCCCACACUUGUGUAUUGUAGAGUAAUGUUAAAACAAAGCGAAAUCAUUACCUGGCCUGAAAUAAGUUAAGUUAUAAACUGAAGACUCUAGUUCUGUAACGUCAGUAUUCAAAAAUGUCCCUUACGUAACUUUAAUUGUUUUAUUUCAAUAGAGAGUAAAUAGCCCACCAGAUAAUAUAACUUACUUUCUCAGUGACCGGAUUUCAGGUAAUGCAUAAUGCAAAAUGUGCCUAGAUUGUUUUUAAUGAAAAUGAAGAAAAGCAGUGACCCUUUGUAUUCAAACUAUGUACUCCUGUGAAGGUGAUCCACUCAAUUUACAGAGCAUCUCCAUUUAGGACCUGCUACCAAGCAGGUGGUUUUGAUCCUUGAGGCUCCUUACCUCCAUACAAAGCUGUUCAAGUUCCAAAAAUCCAGAUGGAGAAACUACUGAAAAAACUGGCUAUAGCAUAACUGAGCUGAAAGUCCUGGAACUGGUAUCUUAAUCAGGAUUCGGAGUUGUCAAUAAUGUUUUAUUUGAUCUCUGAUGACUAGACAAGGCAAUCUCAGGACAGGAUUAUGUUUUUGGAUUGCUGCUUGUAGGUCAGUGGUAGAUGGAGUCAAGGGAUGGAUUAUACUUGUUUCAGUGGUAUCUGUGCAAUUAAAAAGUGUAAACAAAUAGAUACUUUUUUAUUGAUUCACUCUCCAUUAUAAAAUAGUAGUACCUGUACCCAGAAAAAUGUGUUUAUUUAACAUGAUACUAAAGUCUUGCCUGGUUUCCUUCUCAAUAUAAAUAAUUAGGACACCAAAGUGAGUAAUUAAAGAGCAAGCCAACAUAUUGUGGCCGUUCUUUUACUUCAGGGACGUCCUUUAUUCAGCUCCCCAUAGUACACCAAUUAUAAAGUGACCUACAGUAUAUGCCUAAAGCUGUUAUUUAGCCUAGUUUGCGAGUGAUAAAUAAUGCUUCAUGUGUCGGUCAUUAGACCAGACCUAAGGUGGCAUAAAAGUGCCAGCCCAUUAACUGGCCUCGUGGGGAAGCUGUAAAUCGUAGUGGCAUCUCUGGGAUUUUUUUGAUGGAUACAGUGGUGGUCAGUUUUGUUUAAUCCAAAAUAAUAUUCUUUCUGUUCAGUGCAUGAUAGGCCUAAAAAAAAAAAAACAUUUGAAACUCAUCUGAUCUGCAAUGUAUGCAAAUGUACACGGUCAGCAAUAGUGAUGUCACUUCACAAGGGGCAUGACAGUGGCUGCCAGUGCAACCUCUAUGCAGUGGUUGCAUUGACCAACACUGUGACCUGAAAAAGACGUGUUACAGUGGUCCAAAUCAUGGAAACCUCCAACACGGGGCAAGACGCACCUGUCUGCACUCAGUGGGUCAGGAGCUACACGUUGUGGUCUUUUAAUUUACAUUCCUUCGAUGUUUGUUGACAUAUCUGCAGACUGAAACAUUGUGUUGCUUGUACCGCACAUGCGCUGUCAAUGAUGCUUUGUCUGUGCAACCUCAAGAACUCAACAGAACAUAGUCGGCAUCACACUGUAGACUAUAAAGAUGAUUUUUCCAGUUCAUGCUAAUUCCCUGGGUGAACAAGGACAUCAAUACAGGACUUUCUCUGCUUUCCCCCCUCCAGCUGAGCACUCGUUAAAUCCAAUGGGACAGUGCCAGGCAACCUGGACUCCACCUGUUCAAGAGUAGCCAGCCCCUUGUUGCAGCUGACUGCAGCAUAUUAGGCCGCCUUACAGCAGUGAUGGAUGGCGCUGAAAUUUCAAACACUGGCUUCCCCAACACUCCCCCCCCCCCCCCAACGGUCAUCAAUUGUGAAGUGGAGCAGUGGAGUAUGUAUUUAUCAUAACUCACGUCCAGUGCAUCAGGCGAUUGGAUCACAGAUGUUCAGCAUGAUUAAUUAUUUCAGAAGAAUAUCCCUUUCACGUGAGGGAACUUCAAAACACAGAGCAUCCUGUACAUGGGGGGGGGGGGGGGGGGGAUUCUUGUUCUGUAAACAAAACAGAGAUUAUGUUUAGGUUAAGCUAAGAUAUGUUGAAGUAAAUGCCAACUUUAUUAACAUUUAUGCCAGUAAGUGUGCAUUAAUUUACUUUGCCCAUGUACAUGCUUUCCAUUAUUUGAUUAUCUUUGGAAUGUUGAACAGUAAUUUUGCAUAUUAUAUGCGUUUUUUUAUCUUUAACUAAAUUAUGCAUCUACAAUCUACAAGCCUUCAUUUCCUGUAGGUUUUGAUGAUUAAGGCAGUAGCAAACUGUCUCUUAAAUCCACACCAUAUGCUUACCAAUGGACAAAGGGAAAGGACAGGUGUAUGACAGCAGUGGAGUAGUGGUUAGGGCUCUGGACUCUUGACUGGAGGGUUGUUGGUUCAAUCCCAGGUGGGGGACACUGCUGCUCUACCCUUGAGCAAGGUACUUUACCUAGAUUGCUCCAGUAAAAACCUAACUGUAUAUAUGGGUAAUUGUAUGUAAAAAUAAUGUGACAUCUUGUAACAAUUGCAAGUCACCCUGGAUAAGGGCGUCUGCUAAGAAAUAAAUAAUAAUAAUAA
Acipenser ruthenus (sterlet) is the source of this 10840-nucleotide messenger RNA. Its product is annotated as phospholipid-transporting ATPase VB-like. NCBI's taxonomy places the organism in Eukaryota, Metazoa, Chordata, Actinopteri, Acipenseriformes, Acipenseridae. The record is from RefSeq and is a predicted model, not a curated record. Gene Ontology annotation, cellular component: plasma membrane. The transcript has 26 exons. Bases 570 to 4946 code for a protein of 1458 amino acids. Gene Ontology annotation, molecular function: magnesium ion binding; ATP hydrolysis activity; ATP binding. Gene Ontology annotation, biological process: phospholipid translocation.